CGACGCGAUUGGCUGCCUGGCCGCACACAGCUAUAUAGGCGCUGCCCACCCGGCAGAAGCCCCCUGCUCUUUUCAGCACCGCUCACUGUGAUUGGCGCAGCCUUCUGCCUGCGAACAGUGCCAUGUCCGCCCGUGGGAGCCCUGGUGGUGCCGCGGCCGGUUCUAACUGCAGCCAGCCCUCCUCGCCUGUCGCAGACCCCGGGCUCGUGUUCUCCGUGCCCGGCUCCUGCCCGCUGACCCGGCGUCUCCUGCGCCUGCGGAGCUGCGGCGGCGCAGUCGGCCCGGUCGGGCGGCGCAGGAGGGAGAUGACCCCCGCCGACAGGAAGGACUCCACCUACUGGGAGAAGCGACGCAAGAACAACGACGCGGCGAGGCGCUCCCGGGAGAGGAGGAGGCUGACCGACCUGCUGCUGGAGGGCCAGCUGCUGGCUCUGAGCGAGGAGAACGCGCGGCUGCGGACUCGUGUGCUCAGUCUGCAGCGCCACUCCGCUGUGCGGGCAGGAAGGGGCCGAGCUGCCUCCGCCGGGGCAACUUUCACUGCACCUGCUGUGACUUCCACCGUGUCAUUGUCGCCGAGACCCGCUCGGGCCCCUGCCCUCUUCCCGGCAGGGCGUCGGGGGACCCCUAUCCGGGACGCGAGGCACCAAGAAGCAGCCGGCCACACCUUUGACGCACCGUUUCCUCGUUUUGGCUCAAAUGGAGCUGCCGGUGGUUUCAAGACGCGUCCUCCUCACAGCUGUGUCAUCUCUCCCCGAGCACCUUUGGUCAGGUCAACAGAGGCAGAGGUGGAGGCGCAACGACACGUCUCCUCCUGCGUUGACAUCCCCAACUCCAGUAUCCAAGCAUGUCUGCCCACAUGUGGCGCAACCUGCACCCUGUCGUACACGCAUAAGAACUGGCUAGUGCCCCACCUGAGCGCCUCGGCCGUGUGUAAUAAUUGUCUGCUCCCUUGGCGGUCCUACUACGUGCCCCCGCCGGCCGUAUACCCAGACCUGCCUCUAUACAUCGAGGGCCAGGGGGUCAGCAGUGCUCCGGCAGGGCUGUACCUCAGUCCGGAUGGACGCUACAGGACAGUUUGACUGGGCAGAGAAAACGCAGCCCAUAGUGUAUUUGUUGCAAUCAUGUCUAAUAAUGUAAUGUCUAUAAUUUGAUAACACUUGUUUGCGACCCUAUCAAUUUCCUAUUUGGUCAUAAUGAAGUGGAUUAUUUUGAGAACGGUAUUUAACGACAGUCUAUAGCCUAUAUCAUUUUUUGUUGAAAUACAGAAUGUAUAUCACACUGAUCCACUUAGCCUUAUAUGCAAAUACCUCCAUCUUGUUGUAAUGAUAUCAUACGAUGACAAUAAAGCUUAAAGAUA
Molecule: messenger RNA, 1357 nt
Organism: Scophthalmus maximus (turbot)
Lineage: Eukaryota; Metazoa; Chordata; Actinopteri; Pleuronectiformes; Scophthalmidae
Exons: 2
Coding region: 123-1079 (318 amino acids)
Biological process (GO): regulation of DNA-templated transcription; circadian rhythm
Cellular component (GO): nucleus
Molecular function (GO): DNA binding; DNA-binding transcription factor activity
Source: RefSeq, a predicted model, not a curated record